AUUCCACGCGAGAAUAUACACGUCCGGAAGGGUCCUCUGGAACACUACUCAUCUUAAGAAAAAACUGAGUGGCCAUGGUCACUAAGAAAGCGGGACUGCCUAAUGGCACAUCUCACAACAACUCGUCACAGAAAGAAACUGGAAGCGCAGACACAUCAGUGCCACUCGAAAGCCACCCAAAUUGGGUCUCGCUGCUAGAACAACCGCUCCACACGCCACGCCCAUUAAAAAUCAUCUGCGUUGGCGCAGGCUACUCUGGCCUAACACUUGCCCACAAAAUAAAGCACGAGCACAAACUUUCCGACAUCCUCGACCUGACAAUCUACGAGAAAAACUCCGAUGUUGGAGGUACAUGGUUCGAGAACCGCUAUCCAGGCGUAGCAUGUGAUGUUCCUGCGCAUUGUUACACCUUCCUGUUCGAGCCCAACCCCGAUUGGUCCCACUUUUACGCUUCAGGCCCGGAGAUCCAGGCGUACAUCAAGCGGACGGUACGCAAAUGGGACUUGGAUGAGCGUGUGCAGUUCAAUUCGAAGAUUGUGGAGGCGGUUUGGAAUGAAGACGCGGGCAAAUGGCGCAUCAAGGUCGACCAAGCUGGGACAGUUAAGGAGGAUGAGGCGGAUAUUCUCAUCAAUGGGGCUGGGUUUUUGAACAAGGCCAGUUGGCCGAGAAUCGAAGGCCUCGAUGAUUUCCGGGGGAAGAUCAUGCACACUGCGGAAUGGGACACCAGCUAUGAUUGGCAUGGUAAGAGGGUCGCAGUCAUCGGCAACGGCUCAUCGGGUAUUCAAUGCGUUGCUGCCAUGCAGCCGAAAGUCUCGAGGCUCGUCAAUUAUGUCCGCAAUCCGACAUGGAUCUCCAUCAACUUCUUGGCAGAUGAUGCCCAAAAUGGCAAAAACUAUGCUUACAGUGAGGAGCAAAAGAAGCGGUUUAGAGAGGAUCAUGACUAUCACUUCGCGUACAGGCGGAAUCUCGAGGCCAACGUGAACAAGUUCUACUUUGGCAUGUUGACCGGUCAUCCCGCUCAAACGGCUCUUCAAGCCGCCAGCAAAUCUCAAAUGCAAGAGCGGAUUGACAAGCUGCAGCACGCGCACUUCAAGCCGGAAGAGCUGAUCCCGCAAUUCAAGCCCGGCUGCCGGCGUCUCACACCCGGCGACGGUUAUAUCGAAGCUUUUGAUGCGCCAAACUGCAGCAUGAACCGGAACGCGAUCUCGCGAGUUACGCCGCGGGGAAUCCUGACUGCCAACGGCGUCGAAGAAGCCUUCGACAUGAUCGUCUGUGCCACGGGCUUCGAUACCAACUUCGUGCCCAGCUGGAAGCUUGUCGGGCGUGAUGGCGCGACACUCGAGGAGCGCUGGAAGACGGAUCCGCAGGCUUUUUUCGCUGUGCAGGUUGACUCGAUGCCGAAUUUCUUCAUGUUCAAUGGCCCGAACUGCCCCAUUAGCCAUGGAAGUGUGCUGACGCAGAUAAUGUGGACGUGCGACUAUAUUCUGCGGUGGGCACGCAAGAUUGCGACCGAAGAUAUCAAAUCCGUCGAACCGCUUCCUGCUGCUGUCAGGGAUUACAACGUCUGGGCCCAGGAGUUCCUCAAGCGGACGACCUGGGCUGAUGAAUGCCGGUCUUGGUACAAGAAUGGAAAACACAUCGGGUGGGUGACUGGCCCGUAUCCGGGGAGUAUUUUGCACUUCAAGGAGUGUCUGGAUCAUAUGGGUGGUGAACACUUUGACGUGCGCUACCGCAGCAAGAAUCGCUUCCGUGGUUUGGGGAACGGGUUGACCAAGAUUGAGGGGAAUGGUGAGGGGGAUACGGCGUGGUAUAUGGAGGAGACGAGGUUGAAGUAUAAGCUGUGAGAGAACUGAUCCUUUCAGGGAGCUCGUGUUGGUACACUAAAUUUUAGGCAUUUGAGGUGUGAGUAAGUGAAAGAUAGGUAGAUUGUAAACCUUUAGCCGUGGCAAGGGAUUUCUGGAUACUGGAAAAUUAGCGCUUACUGCGUAUCUACAAUAUAUGAUGCGCAUCCCUGGAUAAGCGCAAGGCCGUUCUUUGCAG
Aplosporella prunicola CBS 121167 is the source of this 2040-nucleotide messenger RNA. RefSeq lists its product as uncharacterized. The transcript is spliced from 7 exons. Gene Ontology annotation, molecular function: flavin adenine dinucleotide binding; NADP binding; N,N-dimethylaniline monooxygenase activity. Bases 75 to 1844 code for a protein of 589 amino acids. NCBI's taxonomy places the organism in Eukaryota, Fungi, Ascomycota, Dothideomycetes, Botryosphaeriales, Aplosporellaceae. The record is from RefSeq and is a predicted model, not a curated record.